AAAGGGGUUGGACAUUGGAACCGUUGGUUCAUCUUCUUCAUCUUCUUCACAGUUUCUCUCUGUUUUAGAAAAUUUUGUUUAACAAAGCCCUAAUUUCUCUCCCAUUUUUUCUCAGCAACCAAUCGAACCUCCACCACAUACAAAUUUCCCCAUUGCCAGCCAUUUUCCUUCAGGAAUUUCCCCCUUUUUCAAUCUCCAUUUCCACAUUAAUUCCCCUCCUUCUCCUCUCUCUCUCUUUCCAUUAAACCCUUAAAUCACAUUCCUCCCAUCCUCAUCGCUUUUUAAUUUCCUUCUCUUCUCUUCUCUUCUCUUCUCUUCUCUUCUCCUCUCUCUCUCUUUCACCUACUCCAAAUCUCCUCCUGCCCUUCGCCGGCCGGCUGAGAUUUAUCUCUCAUCCAAUCCACAAACACAGUAUAUAAUAUAAUCAUUUUACAAAUGGAUCCAACGGAACUACGAAGAGUAUUCCAAAUGUUCGAUCGCAACGGCGACGGCAGAAUCACCAAGAAGGAACUAAGCGACUCCUUGGAGAAUUUGGGAAUUUUCAUUCCUGAUAAAGAUCUGACUCAAAUGAUUGAGAAAAUCGACGUCAAUGGCGAUGGAUGUGUCGACAUUGAUGAGUUCGGUGAGCUGUAUCAGUCGAUUAUGGACGAGCGAGACGAGGAAGAGGAUAUGAGAGAAGCUUUCAAUGUCUUCGAUCAAAAUGGCGAUGGAUUCAUCACCGUCGACGAAUUGAGGUCAGUUCUAGCUUCCUUGGGGCUUAAACAAGGGAGAACUGUAGAGGAUUGCAAGAAAAUGAUAAUGAAAGUGGAUGUGGAUGGAGAUGGAAUGGUGAAUUAUAAGGAGUUUAAACAAAUGAUGAAGGGAGGCGGAUUUAGUGCAUUAGGUUGAUGAUAGAUAUAUAUAUACACACAUAUAUAUAUCUUUCUCACUUAAUCACAAACCUUCAAUUUCCCAAAUUAAAAAAAAAAAAAAAACAGAGGAUGAGAGAGAGAGAAACAGAGAGGAUGUUUUUCCAUUAGAGUUCUGUAUAUAAAACCUUGAAGAAGAAGAUGAAGAAGAAGAUGAAGGCAGAAGAGGAAGGAUUCGAUAAUUACACACGAAGUUGCAUGGAUUAUUUGUGCAAUCUGUCCACGUGUUUGUAUUGUGGAUCGACACGUGUUGAGAAUAUAUACAUAUUAUUUAAAAAUGUUUAAAAUUUUUAUUAUUUAUUUUUUUCGAAUAUUCCAUGUAAUUUUGAAUUUUUUUAUUGUUGGGGGAAAGGGAAGGGACGGAAGGAGGAAGAAAGGGGAUAGUGAUUACUUUGUUGAUUGUUCGGUUCGGGUCGGGUCGGGCCACCAACAGAAUAUUAUUAUGUUUUUUUUCUUUUUUCUUUUUUCUUUUUUCUUUUUUAAUUAAUUUGUUUUUCAACUCAGUAAGAUUUGCAUGUUUUCUCUUUCAAAGGAUGUUUUUUUGUUCAUUUUUUCCCUUCCAUUUAUUCAUUUAUUUUCUAAUAUAUAAAUCAUGUGUUCAUCUUGGCUAGUA
Molecule: messenger RNA, 1521 nt
Organism: Cucumis melo (muskmelon)
Lineage: Eukaryota; Viridiplantae; Streptophyta; Magnoliopsida; Cucurbitales; Cucurbitaceae
Product: calmodulin-like protein 3
Exons: 1
Coding region: 436-888 (150 amino acids)
Molecular function (GO): calcium ion binding
Source: RefSeq, a predicted model, not a curated record